AUGAACCCUCUCAGCACGAAACCCACAUAUCUCAACUAUCGCGCAUCUUCAAGCGGCACAGGUAUCCCCUCGGGCAUCCGUACCAGCAGUCCCAGUACAUCAGCGUCGGCUCCCAUGCUCAAUAGGCUACCGUCGGCCAACUCGACUCUGUCCAGCAAUCCCAACGGCAGCAGCAUCAUCCUUUACGUGCCCAAUAUCGCCUCGUCUGCACUGUCUCAGCAUCUUUCUGUCCUUUUGUCCACCCACCGUAUCGCUGCUGUACACCUGAUUGGAGGCCGCGAUGUCAUACUCAGGAAUCUGCGUACGGAAAUCUAUACUCUGGCUGGAAGAAUGCGAAGCGAUGUUCAAGUGUCUAUCUCGGUGACGGAAAACGCAAAGGGGCUUGAGAUUGCCGUCAGGGAUAUAGGCGCCAGGAAGCAGAAGGUUUUGGGUGCUCUUGUCUGCGAGUGUGACGAACAAUCAGAAGAAGGAGAACAAGAGAAGGACAUCUUGACACUCGAGACGGAUGAGCUUGACGCUAUCUGGAAGACAUCAGUGCUUCCACUACACACUCUUCUCCGCAGCCUACUGCCUCUGUUCGCCGACACCACCACUGCCACGACCACCGCCCACCCCUCAGCCAUGCCGUUCAUCUACCUCGAUACCCCCAGUCACCUCUCGACCUUCGCAACGACCUCCCGGGCCGCCCUCUUAUCCUCCCUUACAUCCUCGCCCGCCACGAAAAACAUCACAAUCGGUCCUGCCGCUGAAUACCUCGUGCCAGCACCCGUCCUCUCGGAAACACAGAGCAUGAGAAGCCUGCAAAUCGACACGAGCAACGGAAACGGAUACUCGGCCACCACACCAGAGACUAGCCCGCUCUUCAGUGCCGAGAGCCCGACGAAACUCUGGGCCAGCUGGGCUGCUCAGUACGAGUAA
Messenger RNA from Aureobasidium subglaciale EXF-2481, 918 nucleotides. RefSeq lists its product as uncharacterized. The record is from RefSeq and is a predicted model, not a curated record. The transcript is spliced from 2 exons. Lineage: Eukaryota; Fungi; Ascomycota; Dothideomycetes; Dothideales; Saccotheciaceae. The coding region runs from base 1 to 918 and encodes 305 amino acids.